Molecule: messenger RNA, 1207 nt
Organism: Rhincodon typus (whale shark)
Lineage: Eukaryota; Metazoa; Chordata; Chondrichthyes; Orectolobiformes; Rhincodontidae
Product: 2-oxoadipate dehydrogenase complex component E1-like
Exons: 5
Coding region: 227-1207 (326 amino acids)
Biological process (GO): tricarboxylic acid cycle
Molecular function (GO): thiamine pyrophosphate binding; oxoglutarate dehydrogenase (succinyl-transferring) activity
Source: RefSeq, a predicted model, not a curated record
CAGCAGUCGCCAGAGCAGCAUGCCUAGUAGGAGCUAUAGGGUCUGUUUUUAUAUUUGCUAGCACUCCCAUGAGCAGGAACCUAUCACAGUUUGGAGGUAGUGUCUGCGCCGUCAACUCCUUCUCAAAUCCCCUUGCUACACAUGGCUGCGUCAGAUCCUGGCUUUUAAACUCACUGAGGCCAGUGAGCGGAGCAGUCAGUUCUCCUGCAGUUUAUCGAGAGAAGCGAUGUCAGUUUCUAUGCUGAAUGCAGUGUGCGGCUGUGUGAGGAGGCCAGGCAAGCAAGUGGCCUGGCUUUUCAGUCUCAGGCGCCUGUAUCGCAGCGAGCGAGCAGUCUAUGGUUACAAACCGGCCAGGAAUGAUGACAGUGGGCUCAAAUUAACCCGAGAGGAAGCCCCAGUCCAAGUUGACCAUGGUUUAGCACGACUGGUGACAGCGUAUAGGGAACAUGGCCACAAAGCAGCUAAAAUCGAUCCAUUGAGUCAAGGUGUGAUUGAGAUGAUUCCUGAAAUCCAAGUUUUAACUGAAGCACUUCAGGGUCAUGACCUGUUCUGCACGAAAGGAAUGUUAAAUUUUGGGAAAGAGGUAGCCACUUUGGAGGAGGUAUUGGCCUACUUGGAACAGACUUACUGCGGGCACAUAUCUGUCGAGAUUGGCCAACUGGAGACCAUGGCUGAGAGACAAUGGUUUGCUCAACGAUUUGAACAAGCAAAGCGGGAAACUUUAACCCCGGAAGAGAAAAGACAUUUAGCGAAGCUGAUGCUGGAGUCCCAGGAAUUUGAUCACUUCUUGGCCACUAAGUUUUCCACCGUGAAACGUUAUGGUGGUGAGGGAGCAGAGAGCAUGAUGGGAUUCUUCCACGAACUGUUCCGAAAUGCAGCGUUCAAUGGUGUGACUGAUGUGGUGCUGGGGAUGCCCCACCGAGGGCGACUUAACCUCUUGACUGGAAUCCUGCAAUUUCCUCCUGAGAGUGAUCUGUCCUUUCGACACAAGUCUGAUUCCAUCGCACAGCCUAUUGAAGGCUUCAUUUUUGGAUCUGUGUUGAACCACCUUGCACAGCUCCGUGAAGUUCAUGAUGCUGCAUGUUGCACCAAUGUCUACUUAACAUUUAAUGUUGACCAACAUUCUCCCGCAGUCCUCAUUCCAACAGUCACAAACCUAUCACCUAUUGAUGUGACUGAAUAUAUUCAAGAAAAAGUGAGCAGCUGA